AUGCUCUUCUCUGCGAUUUUGUUGUCUCUGACUUUUGGCCGCGUCUUCGCGGAUGCUGGGGACGACGAUGAUUUGAUGUCUUUCGUUACGCUCCCGAAAGUACGAGCAUUAAAGUUCGAAAUUUCCUACCACGACCGUCAGGCUGUAGCCCCGGGGUACUGGUUCGUUGCACCCUACGGAAUCAUUGAGCCGGAAGUUCCUACCAAGCAAUGGAUGCCAUACCAAGUAGGACCGUACAUCUAUGAUGGAGACGGAGUUCUUGUCUGGGCCGGAUCACCCAUGUUUGAUAACCGGAAUACUUUCGACUUCAAAGCGGCUAACAACAUUGACGGUGAAUCUCAUCUUUCAUUUAUCUUGCAGCAUCAGUACCACGAUGACGGUACGGACAAGGGCUACGGGUACAUUUUGGACCAGCACUACGAGCAGGAGUAUAAAGUUGGUGUUGUUAACGACCUAAGUGCGUUCAAUAUGCACGAAUUUAAUGUUCUCGAUGGAGGAAAGACUGCUCUUGCUUGCUUGUACAAGUCCGAGUACUCGGAUUUAUCCGCACUUGGUCGCCCUCAGGAUUUUAGCUGGAUCAUUGCCGGUGGGCUGCUUGAGCUUGAUACAGAGACGGGUGAGGUUUUGUUUGAAUGGAGCUCUUUGAAUAACGUCCUCGUCGACGAGUCCGUAAAAGUCUCGACGGAUUCGUACCCUUCUGACCGGCCAGGCUGGGAUUACAUCCACGUUAACUCAGCCGAUAAGAACUCGGUAGGAGAUUACCUUCUAUCGGCACGAUUCGCCAACACAAUCUAUUACAUCUCCAAGGAGGGUGAGAUUGUCUGGCGGCUGGGCGGGAAGUUCAACGACUUCGACAUGGAUUUCACCUUUUCCAAGCAACAUCAUGCGCGAUUCAUCGAAUCCAACGGGACACAUCACGUCAUCUCUUUCUUGAACAACGCCUCUGACGAAUUGGAGGCGGAGGAGGACGUCUCAUCUGCUCUCUACGUGCAGCUCGACACUACUGUUUCCCCCAUGACCGCGAGGGUUAUCAAGCGCAUCAAUAGACCCGACGGUGGCCUCACUCGACUGCGUGGUAAUGUGCAGACUCUGCCAAAUGGCAACACCUUCGUCGGCUGGAGUGAGCGCGGCUACCACAGCGAGCAUGACCCGGACGGCAAGCUUCUGAUGGAGGCUAAAUUCGUCUCCACGCGCCUCUCAUCGUACCGAUCCUACAAAUACCCUUUUACCGGACGCCCAAAUACACCACCAGAUGUUGUUGCAUCUGUGUACGGCACGGAACCCGCGGACCUGACCACUAUCUUCCAUGUCAGCUGGAACGGGGCGACGGACAUUGCUUCAUGGCAGUUUUACGCACGGUCUUCAGAAGACGGCCUACCAGUGCCGGUUGGUAGCACGGUCAAGACUGACUUUGAGACAAUGUACAUUGCCGAUGGAUACCUGGACUGGGUGUCCGUGGAAGCUUUGGACAAGGAGGGGAACAUUCUAGGCAAAUCUGAGGUUCAGCGGACACAGACACCCAGUAAUUGGCGACUCGCCGGGUUCCAGGGCGAGGAGCAGCCAACUCCAGAUGAUCCUGCAAUCCUGUAUUCGACAAAAGAAGAAAAACCGGAUGUGGGAGAGGAAGAGGAAGAGGAAGGGAAAGAGGAAGACAUGGCAGAUAUGGAUAUGGAUAUGGAUAUGGAAUCAGAAGUUGACCCCAACGAAGCAGCUAAAGCAGCAGUCCAGGCGUACGAAAUGAUCCGCGGCGUGGGAGGACUCCUGAUCUUCAUUUUGGUCACAUGUUCCCUGGGUGGGGUCCUGGCUGCUAUAUACUACUGCCUUCGACGACGUCGCACCAGGUCUUACCACGAAAUUCCUUUGGACGAGGCAGAGCGCCAGCCUAUGGCCUCAACAUAG
Molecule: messenger RNA, 1899 nt
Organism: Aspergillus nidulans FGSC A4
Lineage: Eukaryota; Fungi; Ascomycota; Eurotiomycetes; Eurotiales; Aspergillaceae
Exons: 3
Coding region: 1-1899 (632 amino acids)
Source: RefSeq, a predicted model, not a curated record